CGUGUCCGUUUGUCUCAGUUCUACGUUCUGAGUUCGUUAAAAUCGAGACUUUUUCAAAAUGAAGAUCUUUAAUGUCGGAUGUACGGUGAUGCAUAUCGUUCUCAUAACCGUGUCUUUGGCAAUGCCGCCUGAACAUAUGAAUGGAAAUGGUAAUGGGAACGGAAACGGAAACGAACUUAUAAAUGGAAAUGGCAAUGGGAACGGAAACGGAAACGGACUUGAUAACGGAAAUGGGAACGGAAACGGAAACGGACUUGAUAACGGAAAUGGCAAUGGGAACGGAAACACACUUGGAAAUGGAAAUGGCAAUGGUAACGGACUUGAUAACGGAAAUGGCAAUGGGAACGGAAACGGACUUGAUAACGGAAAUGGCAAUGGGAACGGAAACGGACUUCAUAACGGAAACGGAUUUGAAAACGGAAAUGGGAACGGAAACGGGCAUGAAAACGGAAAUGGCAAUGGGAACGGACUUGACAACGGAAAUGGCAAUGGGAACGGAAACGGACUUGGUAACGGAAAUGGCAAUGGGAACGGAAACGGAAUUGGUAACGGAAAUGGCAAUGGGAACGGAAACGGACUUGAUAACGGAAACGGAUUUGAAAACGGAAAUGGGAACGGAAACGGGCAUGUAAACGGAAAUGGCAAUGGGAACGGAAAUGGGCUUGAUAACGGAAAUGGAUUUGAAAACGGAAAUGGGAACGGAAACGGGCAUGAAAACGGAAAUGGCAAUGGGAACGGAAAUGGGCUUGAUAACGGAAAUGGAAAUGGGAACGGAAACGGAAACGGACUUGAUAACGGAAACGGAUUUGAAAACGGAAAUGGGAACGGAAACGGGCAUGUAAACGGAAAUGGGAAUGGGAACGGAAAUGGGCUUGACAACGGAAAUGGAUUUGAAAACGGAAAUGGGAACGGAAACGGGCAUGAAAACGGAAAUGGCAAUGGGAACGGAAAUGGGCUUGAUAACGGAAAUGGAAAUGGGAACGGAAAUGGACUUGAUAACGGAAAUGGAAAUGACAACGAUAACGGGAACGGUAAAUGUACAGGCGUGUGUGGUGUCGACACUGAUUGCGAUGAUCGCGAUGAAUGCUACCUUGAUGACGACUGCUGGGAACCUGACGAGGGAUGUUUCGGGCUGUGUCCUCGGAGGUGCAUCAGAUACACCAAUAACUGAUAGAUUGAGCCAUAACAGACAUUAACCGAUAUCUAGACGAGAUGAGAAACACUUUGAAACAAUAAACUGUAAAUACGUAUAUAUUCCA
Molecule: messenger RNA, 1259 nt
Organism: Gigantopelta aegis
Lineage: Eukaryota; Metazoa; Mollusca; Gastropoda; Neomphalida; Peltospiridae
Product: protein qua-1-like
Exons: 3
Coding region: 59-1171 (370 amino acids)
Source: RefSeq, a predicted model, not a curated record